This is a messenger RNA of Polypterus senegalus (gray bichir), 1305 nucleotides long. Its product is annotated as dehydrogenase/reductase SDR family member 4-like. NCBI's taxonomy places the organism in Eukaryota, Metazoa, Chordata, Cladistia, Polypteriformes, Polypteridae. Bases 355 to 1233 code for a protein of 292 amino acids. The transcript has 10 exons. The record is from RefSeq and is a predicted model, not a curated record. Gene Ontology annotation, molecular function: carbonyl reductase (NADPH) activity.
CGGGGGAAGUGCAACAAUGGGGCGUUUUAGUGAGCAGUUCGACCAAUCGGCUUGUGUUGUUUUGUUUUCCCCAAAGUUUUAAGUAACCUUCGUGCUUUUAUGUUUGUUUUGCUUUCCGUUCAACCUUUAAACUUUUUUAGUGUGGGCUUUGAGCUUGAAGGAUAAUUUUCUUGGAACGUAUUUUACUGCGACUGCAGAGAUUCAGGGUGACAGACAAAGCAGUAGCUGCUAAGAUGUGUUACAAGUGGGAAGAGUCCGUACAUUUCCCAAUAUUAUAAUUAAAAGGCACUCGUCGGCGUACAACUUGCAGAAAGGCCCAACUGUGACUGAAAAGAGGAUCGCAUCGUCUUUCGGAUGUUCUGCAGCAGACCAGCUCGACCGUUGACGAUUUGGACCCGCAACGUUUUUUCCCUUCAGAAGCCCAGUGUGCAAGCGAUGACCCUGCGCGGUAUUGUGGACUCGAAAUCACAGAGGGGUGGAAAGCUUCAAGGCAAGGUGGCUGUGGUCACUGCAUCCACAGAAGGAAUCGGUUUUGCAGCCGCUCAUAGCCUGGCUCAGGAAGGAGCAUCAGUAGUCCUCAGCAGCCGCCGUAGAGAGAAUGUGGAGCGUGCUGUAGCUGAACUACGCCGUGAGAAUCUCAGUGUCACUGGCACCACUUGCCAUGUUGGCAAAAGUGAGGACAGGGAGAGACUUGUCAGCAUGGCGGUGAAAGAGUAUGGUGGAAUUGAUAUUUUGGUCACAAAUGCAGCGGUCAAUCCAUUUUUCGGUAAUAUUCUGGACUCCACUGAGGCAGAGUGGGACAAGAUCUUGGAUGUCAAUGUCAAAGCUACAUUCCUGCUGACAAAACUGGUUGUGCCGCAUAUGGAAAAACGAGGUGGGGGCUCAGUUGUCAUAGUGUCCUCGAUUGCUGGCUUUCAGCCUUUCCAGGCCCUGGGUCCCUACAGCGUUAGUAAAACAGCCUUGUUGGGCUUGACAAAGGCACUGGCACCUGAGCUGGCUCCUUUGAAUAUCCGUGUGAACUGUGUGGCACCAGGAUUGAUCAAAACAAAGUUCAGUGCUGCGCUGUGGAAAAAUGAAAGUGUCAAAGAGGAAUUUUUGAAGAAUUUAAGCAUUAAGAGGAUUGGUGAACCCAAGGAGAUUUCUGCAGUGAUCUCUUUCUUAUGUUCUGAUGAUGCCAGCUACAUAACUGGAGAGACCAUAGUUGCAGCUGGUGGAAUGAACGCACGAUUGUAGACUGAAGAUGACUUUUCAUCAGUUUGAUUUUGUAUUUUGUUCCUGAAACAUUAAUAAAGUAUAGACACUGUG